Messenger RNA from Nomascus leucogenys (northern white-cheeked gibbon), 3089 nucleotides. RefSeq names its product chitobiase (gene CTBS). Gene Ontology annotation, cellular component: extracellular region. The record is from RefSeq and is a predicted model, not a curated record. Gene Ontology annotation, molecular function: chitinase activity; chitin binding. NCBI's taxonomy places the organism in Eukaryota, Metazoa, Chordata, Mammalia, Primates, Hylobatidae. Gene Ontology annotation, biological process: carbohydrate metabolic process; chitin catabolic process.
CCCAGGCGGUAGGAACCCACUCCCGCCCCUUCGACCUGCUGCCAUGUCCCGGCCGCAGCUUCGACGCUGGGGCCUCGUCUCUAGCCCGCCGCGCGGCGUCCCGGGUCUAGCGCUGCUGGCGCUGCUUGCGCUGCGGCUUGCGGCCGGGACCGACUGCCCAUGCCCGGAGCCUGAGCUUUGCCGCCCGAUUCGCCACCAUCCAGAUUUCGAGGUCUUUGUGUUUGAUGUUGGACAGAAAACUUGGAAAUCUUAUGAUUGGUCACAGAUUACAACUGUGGCAACAUUUGGAAAAUAUGACUCAGAACUUAUGUGCUACGCUCAUUCAAAAGGAGCCAGAGUAGUACUUAAAGGAGAUGUAUCCUUAAAGGAUAUCAUUGAUCCAGCUUUCAGAGCAUCCUGGAUAGCUCAAAAACUUAAUUUGGCCAAGACACAAUAUAUGGAUGGAAUUAAUAUAGAUAUAGAGCAAGAAGUUAAUUGUUUAUCACCUGAAUAUGAUGCAUUAACUGCUUUAGUCAAAGAAACUACAGACUCUUUCCAUCGUGAAAUUGAGGGAUCACAGGUAACCUUUGACGUAGCUUGGUCUCCAAAGAACAUAGACAGAAGAUGCUAUAAUUAUACUGGAAUCGCAGAUGCUUGUGACUUCCUCUUUGUGAUGUCUUAUGAUGAACAAAGUCAGAUCUGGUCAGAAUGUAUUGCAGCAGCCAAUGCUCCCUAUAAUCAGACAUUAACUGGAUAUAAUGACUACAUCAAGAUGAGCAUUAAUCCUAAGAAACUUGUAAUGGGUGUUCCUUGGUAUGGUUAUGAUUAUACCUGCCUGAAUCUGUCUGAGGAUCAUGUUUGUACCAUUGCAAAAGUCCCUUUCCGGGGGGCUCCUUGUAGUGACGCUGCAGGACGUCAGGUGCCCUACAAAACGAUCAUGAAGCAAAUAAAUAGUUCUAUUUCUGGAAACCUAUGGGAUAAAGAUCAACAGGCUCCUUAUUAUAACUAUAAAGAUCCUGCUGGCCACUUUCAUCAAGUAUGGUAUGAUAACCCUCAGAGUAUUUCUUUAAAGGCAACAUAUAUACAAAACUAUGGCUUGCGGGGCAUUGGCAUGUGGAAUGCAAACUGUCUUGACUACUCUGGAGAUGCUGUAGCCAAACAGCAAACUGAAGAAAUGUGGGAAGUCUUAAAGCCAAAGCUGUUACAGAGAUGAACAUCUUUUGUCAAACCAUCAAGAUUUAGAAAAAUGAUCUGUAUAAACAUCUGGUUUCUUGCAUUUUUGUUAUGUUGCUAUAUACUUAUUGGUAUACUAAAAAAAAAAGAAUAAAUAAAUGUUUUGAUUGUUUGAACUUGAAAAAUACACAUGAAUGUCCUCAGUAUCCAGGAACAUAAAGACAAGAAGCAAGUCAACUUACCUAUUAAAUAUUCCUCUAUUAGAUGUUUCAACACUAUAAUUUAAUUGGGAAAAAUUGCUUUCAGAAUUUUAUUAUGCCAUAUUUCCCUUCAUUAUAGUAAAAUAUAUGCUUACGAAUCAAUGCUGAUUUUUAAAAUAUGUAUAAUCUGAAGUGGAAAUUGUUUGCUUAGAGUUUUUAACAACCUAGUCUUUGAAAAGCAGUUUGUGCUAUACUUUUCCCGCAACCCUUCAAUAAAUGUUAAAUUUAAAACCUACAAUGCAGAGUCUCCUCUUUAGGUUCAUCAAACUGAUGAAAAUAAUUUUUCUGCUUCCUGACUCCAUAGAGUGUUUAUGCUCUCUGAGGUACUUGAACUAAACCUUUGGACAGUGAGUGAGAAUUAAAAAGAAUCCAGAAGAUUAAAUGUAUUCACAAAAUACAAGAAUGUAACUGUAACAUUUUGAAUUGGUAAGUUAGAGCUACCUAAUAUUUUCCAACUACAUUAUUUUUAUGAGGUUCAUUAGUAAAAUUUUUAAUAAUAGGAAUAACUUGCAAUUGAACUUGAUUCUGUUCACUGUCACACUUCUAAUUAUUAAUAUUUCUUCAUUUAUGGACAUAUAUAAUUUAUUUCUUGGCUAACUUGCUUUACAUGGUUAAAUUUUUCUUUCUACAUCGCAAUGUAUCUUUUUUAUUUUUAUUUUUUGUAGAGACAGGGUCUUGCUAUGUUGUCUAGAUGGGUCUCCAACUCCUGGGCUCAAGCAUUCCUCCUGCCUUGGCUUCCCAAAGAGCUGGGAUUACAGGCAUGAGCUGCAUUGUACUUUUAAUGAUCUAAAGACACUGAUUAGCUUCUCCACUAAUUCUCUUUCUAAAAGAUCAAUUUUAUACAAAUAAUUUUUAUAAAUGUAAUAAAAUCUGUUUUCUUUCUCCAGGGAAUUAAGAACAACAUUGUGCUGCCCUUAUUAGUUCCUAAUUACAGAUUAAAAAUCUGUGUCUUUGAACUCUAGAUUUACAUAAAUCCUGGCUUCCCUGCACAUUUUGCCCCUCUAAAUUGGAAUACAUGAUGAUUGAACCAUCUGUUAUGAGAAUAUUACAUUUCCUAUUUACACAAUUGUUUGUGACAGAGUAAAAUCAACCAUUUUCAUAAUAUAUGUUGGAUCACUGUUGUCUUCAUAUUUCUAAAGUAAAUGAAUUAAAAACUUUAAAUUCUUAGAUGCUUAUCUCUAUCAUAGCUCAGAAUGCAAGUUCAAUACCCCCUAUUCUUUUAUAUUUCCAGAUUUCUUUUAAUUAAGAUAUAAUGAACAAAUUAAGUUAAAUGAAGUCUGUAUUUUCAUGCAAAUAUAUUAGUAUUCAUUAAUACACAUUUAUUCUUUGCAAAUAGAUUUCAUAGUUAUAUUAGCUCUUAAAUUAUUAAAUUAUUAAAUCAAUUAUUAAAUUAUUGAAUUAUUUUAUUAAAUUAUUAAAUUAUUAAAAAUGAAAAUUAUAAAAUUAGCACUGUAAAAUAAUAUGUAAAAGACUUGGAAUGUUAAAAAUAACCAGUCAUCAUUUUGCUUUAUAUUACUUCUAAUAUUUCCUGAAACAUUUUGUAAUACCCACAUGGAGAGUGCAGAAAGAGAAACCUUGUGCUUUAUAUAAAACAUUGCCAAGGAGAAUAAUGGUUAAACAAAUCUGUUCAAAUACAUAUUUAAAUUUUUUUACAAAUAAAAGUUUUAAAUUAACAUA